This is a messenger RNA of Callithrix jacchus (white-tufted-ear marmoset), 25823 nucleotides long. It is a transcript of the gene FARS2, whose product is annotated as phenylalanyl-tRNA synthetase 2, mitochondrial. Gene Ontology annotation, biological process: phenylalanyl-tRNA aminoacylation. Gene Ontology annotation, molecular function: ATP binding; phenylalanine-tRNA ligase activity; tRNA binding. Lineage: Eukaryota; Metazoa; Chordata; Mammalia; Primates; Cebidae. Gene Ontology annotation, cellular component: mitochondrion; cytoplasm. The record is from RefSeq and is a predicted model, not a curated record.
UGCCUGAGAGGCCUUGCGGGAUUUCAAGGGUGACUUGACUUCGCCCGAUCCUGCUCGGCUGGAUGGGGUUUCAUGGCCUUCUCUAUGUUGGGAGGCGCGAUGUCUGGGUGUGGAGGUGAUGAGCCAGGGGUUCUGUGGUACUCCGGCGCUGCUCAGGGCGACCUGCAUAGGGGCCUGCGGGACAGGCCCGCUUUCUGUCAAAAUGGCGGUGCCCAGCGUACAGGGGUGUCUCUUCAGUUGGGGUUUAAGAUUCUUGCCCUGAGAGCGAACUAGCCUGCCACGCUUCCGAUUUUGAAACACUUGGGUCUGGGUUUCCCGGGAGAGCGGUGGGAACCUCCAUACUGUUUUCCACAGUGCUGUACCAUUUUACAUUCCCACCAGCAGAGCACAGGGGUUCCAGUUUCUUCACACAGGAGAACCCGUGAGAAGUUUCUGCAAUGGUGGGCUCAGCUCUCAGGAGAGGUUCUCAUGCAUAUGUCUACCUGGUGAGUAAGGCCGGUCACAUCUCCAGAGGCCAUCAGCAUCAGGCCUGGCACUCAAGGCCUGCUGCAGUAGAGUGUGUUGCCCAAAGAGCCCCAGGCAGUGUGGUGGAGCUGCUGGGCAAAUCCUACCCUCAGGACGACCACAGCAACCUCACCCAGAAGGUCCUCGCCAGGGUUGGCAGGAACCUGCACAACCAGCAGCAUCACCCUCUGUGGCUGAUCAAGGAGCGGGUGAAGGACCACUUCUACAAACAGUAUGUGGGCCGCUCUGGGACCCCGUUGUUCUCUGUCCACGACAACCUUUCCCCAGUGGUCACGACCUGGCAGAACUUUGACAGCCUGCUCAUCCCAGCUGAGCACCCCAGCAGGAAGAAGGGGGACAACUAUUACCUGAAUCGGACUCACAUGCUGAGAGCGCACACAUCUGCACACCAGUGGGACUUGCUGCACGCAGGGCUGGAUGCCUUCCUGGUGGUGGGUGAUGUCUACAGGCGUGACCAGAUUGACUCCCAGCACUACCCUGUUUUCCACCAGCUGGAGGCUGUGCGGCUCUUCUCCAAGCAUGAGUUAUUUGCUGGUAUAGAGGAUGGAGAAAGCCUGCAGCUCUUUGAACAAAGUUCUCGCUCUACACAUAAACAAGAGACUCACACCAUGGAGGCCAUGAAGCUUGUAGAGUUUGAUCUUAAGCAAACGCUUACCAGGCUCAUGACACAUCUUUUUGGAGAUGGGCUGGAGAUAAGAUGGGUAGACUGCUACUUUCCUUUUACGCAUCCUUCCUUUGAGAUGGAGAUCAACUUCCGUGGAGAAUGGCUGGAAGUUCUUGGCUGUGGGGUGAUGGAGCAACGACUGGUCAAUUCAGCUGGUGCUCAAGACAGAAUUGGCUGGGCUUUUGGCCUAGGAUUAGAAAGGCUAGCCAUGAUUCUCUACGACAUCCAUGAUAUCCGUCUCUUCUGGAGUGAGGACGAGCGUUUCCUGAAGCAGUUCCGUGUAGCUAACAUUAAUCAGAAGGUGAAGUUUCAGCCUCUUAGCAAAUAUCCUGCUCUGAUAAAUGAUAUUUCAUUCUGGUUGCCCUCUGAGACUUACACAGAGAAUGAUUUCUAUGACUUAGUCCGAACGAUUGGAGGAGACCUGGUGGAAAAGGUUGAUCUCAUAGACAAGUUUGAACAUCCAAAAUUGCCUGUCCAGCAAUGCACAUGGGAUGCAGUUUUUGAAGUUCUGCUGUGAUGAUGGAACGAGCAUUUCUAAUGCAUUUCUCUGUUAUAGCAGCUGCCACAUUGCAUGGUAUUUAUAUGUCUUUUCAUCGUUGCACUGGGUUAUUGUUAAGUACUGGGUCUUUAGCUUUCCACUAUAUUUGAUAUAUAGAAUAGAGUAAGUACUCAAUACAUAUUUUUGAUGAAUUAAUGAUAAAUAGAAAGAAAUUCCAGCAACAACGUAUGUUGUAUUAUUUUUUCUCCAUAUGUAACUGACCUAACUUGCUAUACAGGCCACAACUUAACCUCAGUUGACAGUGUUUUCCAGCUAGGUGACCAGAACUGUUUACUGUCCAUUAUGAUGAUUUCUUAAAAGGGAGAAACUGACUGGGCUGGAGAAUACUCCUGAGAAACAGAACUUGGGUUUACAGGAAGUUGGGUUCUAAGUAAACCACCAAUUUAAAAAUAAUUUGGUUCAGGCCAAAUAUUCAGAUAGGGAAAAAGAAGGAAAGCAAAAAACAAAUGAGCUUUUGACAAGGUUGAUCAUAUCCUAUACAAAAUAUUGUUUAAAACUCUUCAGCUUCCAGGAUCAGAAAACCGUAGGAAAUAUGUAAAUUAUUCACGGUUACCUGGGAAACCCUUUCUGAUAGGAAGGGGGGAAAUCACAGGGUUGGAUAGAAAUUCAAGGAGUCAAAUUGUAAUAUGUUUGUGUUUAUGUUUGCUUGUUUGUUUGCCACAGAGGAGGAGUAGGGAAAAUUUCUGAAGGAAGGUAACAUGAAAGGAAGAAUAAAGCUUGUCUGUACAGGGAAGGCCGAGAAACUUUAGGUCUCUUGAAGGUGUAAUUUCCAAACCAUGUGUCCCUAGGCCAUCCUGUUUAGAGUGCUAACAAUAGUGGACCUCUCACCUGGGCUGUCAGAACCCCUUUCUAGAAGCGGCUUCCUCCCCCAACGCAUGAUCAGUAAGGGAUUCUCCGUGUUGGCAGAGUGGGACUCCAUGCCCAUGGACACAUCUGAGGAUGGGCACCCAGCAAAGCUGGGCAGGCAAGGCCUCUUCUUUAUAAUAUUUGGACAGAAAAGCAAAGGGAGCUUUGCUUUUCUGGAGGUUACUCCUCCAGCAGCUGAAGCUGUGAGUACCUAGGAACCAUACCUGGCCAUCAAGGGGAGAAUGUGGCGAACAGAGAUGAGAGAUGGAGGGAAAGCGCUGGUGUGCCUGAGUCCCUGGUUCCCUGGUGUCCUGGUGCCCAGCUGCAUGCUGCCCUCCCCACAGCUUGGUUAUCCAGUCCUUCCUUAGAUUCCCUGAGCCAGUGUUAAUUCUCCUGUUGUUUAAGCUGGUUUGAUGUGCAUUGCCAUCACCUGAGAUCAAGUGAGUUCUCAAACACAGGCAAUUGCAGACUUCAGGCACUGGAAGAGGGCAAGAAGGAAAAGCUAAGAGGGUAAAGUAAUCAACUUCCUUGUGAGAGAACUCUGGAGCACCACAGGGUUGAGGCUGAGGUGGCCAUUUCAGUAUGAAUUGAAACUGGUUCUUUUCCCUAUAGCUAGAACAGCUAAAAAUGUUCAGAUUGUCACACAUCCACCCGCUCCAGGGAACCUGAGAUGACCCAUAAAUGGGUUAAACACUUACCAGGGGCAAGGCAUUAUGCCAUCUGUGAUAUUUAUGGUCUGAGAUAUAAAAAUAACUUUUAAAAAAAUGAGUGCUUUUCCUCAAGGAGCUCACAGUCUGAUAGAAGGUAUCACACAGAUACAUGUGAUUCAUUGUGAAAAAAUAUCUUAAAUGAGAGACACGCCACCAUGAUUUCAAACAGGGGCAGUACCUUCCUUUGUCUUCAAUACUCAAGAAAUGUUUCAGAUUGUGGUUCAGCUGAAUCUUGAAAGCGAAUAGGAAUGGAUAUGGAAGGGGCCAAGAAAUUUCAGCAGAAUAUAUAUGGCUGUCUUUAUACAUGCCGCCCAUGUAGAAAUGUGAGAGUGGAUUAGCAUGAGCAGCAUAAUAGGGAGGAUGGGAGAGUUGGGGAAAUGAGGCUGCAGAGAUGAGGGGCUAGAUCCUAAAGACCUGCAUUCCCUUAUGAAAAUGUGUGCUUUCCUGGUAGACAAUGUGGAGAGUCAUUAAAUAAUUCUUCUAUGUACAGUUUUUAAAUGAUUAUCUAUCUUACCUAUGUUGGCCAAGAGUAAGGUUGGUGGUUGGAAAACAGGCCAAGGAAAAUCUUAAUAUAGUCUGAGUGAGAGAAGAUAAGAGUAUGGGCUGAGAAAGUAGCAGGGGCUAUGUGGGGAGAACCUGAUAAUAAUAAUAAUAAUACAGGCACUCAAAUCUGUGGGAAAGGGGACCAAUUCAAAGGAGAGACCGUGGGGAUGAAGAAACCACAUCGCUUUCAGCGUCCUGACCUGUGUGGCUGAGAGGUUGGUGGUUGGAAUUGAGAUGAGGAUUAAGUAGGGGCAGCAGUGCUUUAGGAGAGAAGAUGAUUUGGUGACUUUUGGACUUCCUGAGUUUGAGGCGGGACACGGGGGAAUGUUACCCCAAGAGCCCAGGAGAGAGAGGCCAGGAUUGGAAUGUGUACUGCUCUUGAUCACUGGAGCUCCAGACAUGACCUAAAUGCCUGGUCGGGGACACGAAGGUUUAAAGGAUAGUGGAGAGAGUGAGUGAGGAACUAAGACUGGGGAACCGAGAGGUGGAAGUCAAAGAACAGAGGCUGGGAAUGAAAGCCUUUGGAAGGUACAGUCUCUUGCAGGAGCGAGACGAUGUCGUCAGAAAACAGGCACAGACCCACAUGGAUUUGACAGUGAGGAGUCUUCUAGUAGUUAGUUCAAUGAUAGAAAAUACUUUGGCUGAUCAUGUUUCUUUAAAUAUCCCCCCUGUUGUGCCUUUAAUUAUGUUUAUUCCACAAAUGUUCAUGAUUAGAGAAUACUUGAUUUGAUGGAUUUAUGUAAAGGGUUGGUAUCUCAUGGAGCAAGCAAAACAUCCUGAUUCUGGAAACCAGACCAGCCUCUUCAUAGUUAAGCAUCUGGUAAUAGUUAUUUGGAAUAAUACUGCAGGGAAGUUUCAUGUUGCUGUCAUUUACACGUUCUGAUUUUCCAUCCUCCUAUAGUUCACUUGAAGGUUGGAAUAAGAUGGCUGAAAGCUCUCCUGUCGGCCCUCUCUGAGAAGGAAAAAUUACACAGAUGUGAUGAUUGGCUGUCAGAGUUCCCCAGCACUGGGGUGGCCCACUUAAGACAAACCAUAUUAAAUUCACUUUAUCAAGUAGAGCCAAUGUGUCUAACUUAAGAAAGGAUAUAGCAUACAAAUUAAGACUUGAAAAUAUGAAUGGAAUCUGUGCGAUGCUUUGAUCAGCAUUUCUUAAUAUGGCAUAUGGGGGAAGAAGACUUCUUAAAGUUACAUUUACUUCCCUUCUCUUUUUUAGGGCAGGGGAAUCUGUUCACCUGCUACACAGAGUUGUCUCCUCCAAAGGAGAAACCUACUCUUUGGGAACCAAAGUACAAUACAAUGAAAACUAUGUAUUUUGAGAUUAGACCUGACCUCCACUCACCUCACAAACUAAAAACAGCCUCCCCAAAAUAAGAGAAAGAAAGCUGGGAAAGGAAGGUGUGAGGAACAUAUUGCUGUGAAAACAGAUAAGAGUUGAUUAUAUUUAGAAUUUUUUUUUAACCCAGAUUGAAUCAAUGAAUACCUAUGCAUUGAACGUCUUGGUUUUGGGAUUCCUACUGCAGGAGAAUCUAUUUAAACCCGAAUACCAAAUAAAUUUCUAUCAUGUCUGAUACAGGAAUAAAUCUAGCAAUAUUAAACAGAUCAAAUUCUCAAGAAGACUAGUCUGAAUGGAAGCUAUUCUUAGCAAAGUUUAAGUAAAGGAGAUCAAUAUAGAUAUUCAAGAUGGAAAAAUCCUAGUAGUUAAUAGAAAACCAAAAUUCAAGGUUCCUCUAACCUUCAAAGCAGAGCUGUUUCAACUGCUUCUCGAGAAACAAAUGUAUCUCAGAGAGUUUAGCCAGGGCCCUCUGAGGCAGGGUGCACUCCUGCAUCCUGUUUGUGUGGAGUCCUUCUUCCACGGCUGGAAUUGUGUAUGAUCUUGGAUACCACUCUGCCUACAGGCAGCUUCACUCGGCCAGUGUCUAGACCAAGUGGAAAUCUAAAAUUGAACCCUGUAACAUGUGACCAGAUUUACGCAUUUUACAUACUGUAAUUACACUGUUUAGCUAUUUUAAAUAAUAUUUGUACUUAAGUUGCAUGCUCCAUGCAAUAAAAGGAGAAUUUUUUUCCUUCUAGCCCAAACUAUAAUGUAAAAAUGUCAAGGCAGUUAUUAUACUCAUAAUUGCAAUUUUGUUUAAUUAAAAUGGUAUUCAACUGUUCUGACACAUUUUUAAGCAAUUGUGAAAAAUAGCUGUUAUGAUCAGUUAGUUUGCUUCCUUGAGUGGCUAAUACUUUUGUUAGAUGAUGAUUUAGUUCUUUUCAUCAGUAAAUAUGAAAAUUAAAGUUAGAUAAAACAAGCCAUAAUUUCGAAGUUUGUAUUGGUUUAUCAGUUGGGCUUUUGAAUUAUGUUUUAAAAAUCACUUUUUCACUGUAUGCCCUAAUAAAAAUGCAGAAACUGUACCUGUUAAAAUAUCCCACAGGUGUAUUCUGUGGAAAAAUAUAUCCAAAAAAAAGUCAUAGCAGAUGUCAGGAGGAGAAUCUCUUCACAGGCGGGACUUGCUCUAUUUGCAUUUCACCUCUGAAUCCAGGGUGUCGGAUUCAAGGGUGUGCUACAAAUGUAUUUAAAAUUGUUCUCCAUUCAGCUGCUGACACUCUAGAAGGGCCAUUCCAAACUUUUUCUGGUGAGGUGGGAAGGAUGUUCUUUUUUCUUUUUUUAAAAUGAGGUGAAAUUCAUAUGACAUCAAGUUAGCCAGUUUCAAGAGAGCAAUUCAGUGGUACUUAGUGUAACUACCACCACUAUCUAAUUACAAAAUUUUUUCAGGGCGGGCGCAGUGGCUCAUGCUGUAAUCCCAGCAGUUUGGGAGGCUGAGGUGGGUGGAUCACAAGGUCAGGAGUUCGAGACCAGCCUGGCCAACAUGGAGAAACCCCGUCUCUACUAAAGAUACAAAGAAUUAGCUGGGCGUGGUGGCAGGCACCUGUAAUCCCAGCUACUCAGGAGGCUGAGACAGGAGAAUCGCUUGAACUAGGGAGGAGGAGGUUGCAGUGAGCCAAGGUUGCCCCACUGCACUCCUGGGCAACACAGAGAGACUCCAUCUCAAAAAAAAAAAAAAAAAUCUAAUUGCCCUGACGAAGCCCCAUAUUGAUCUAGCCUUCCUUUCCUUCGUUCCUUCUUCCCCCUUUUUCUUUCUUACCAUCCUAACGGGUGUGAAGUGGUUGUCUCAUUGUAGUUUCAGUCUGCAUUUCUCUGAUGACUAACUGACGUUGAACAUUGUUCAUGUGCUUUUUGGCCGUUUCUGUACUCCUUCUGAGAAACAUCCAUUGAAGUGCUUUGCCCACUUUUCAGUUGAGUUCCCUUUUUUGUUGUUGUUCUUUUCAGCUGUAAGACUUCUUAAUAUAUUCUGAACACCGGACCUUAUCACUCUAAAGUUUUUAUUACCUCUUAACCUACUGAAGGUGAAGAAUUCUUUCCUUCCUUUGUCCUUCCAUCUUUUCUUCUUUUUUCUUUCCUUUCUUUGCUUUUUAUAUACUGAAAGUAUUGGAUUUUGUUGUUAGAAAUAAUGGGGUUUUAUUUUAGAAAAGAAAGGUAUAAGGAAUAAAGUUAAACUCCUCGUAAUUCUACCACCAGACGGUUUGUUUUGUUUGUCUUGUUUUAGAGACAAGAUCUUGCUAUGUUGCCCAGGCUGGACUUGAACUCCUGGGCUCAAGCAAUUCUCCUACCUGGACUGCAGGCACAUGCCACCAUGCCUAGCUUACCAGGGAUAAUUUUUAUAUCCCUUUUCCAGUCUUUUUAAAAAGCGUAUAGGAAUAACUUGCAUACAUAUAUACAAGAAAAUUCUGUAUAUAUAUAUAUAUGAGAAAAUUCUGCCAUUGUCACAUACUGUUUUAAUGUUUUAGUCUUUUUUUACAUGGCAAAAUUACAGUUAUUUGCAUCUAUCAGAGCAUUUGCUGUGACUGGCAAAACAAAAUAGUUCCGUAUCUUUGCUAAUCAUUUAUAUUCCUUUCUUCAUUGUUCAACUCUUUUCUUUUGCCUACUUUUUCUGUUGCAGUUUUAUCAACAAUAAAAAUCUCUCCUAUCAAUGACUAGCUAAUUAUGUACCCUGAAUACUAGUCCAGAUUAUCUCAUAUUACAAACUUCUGAGGUUGUGAUCUGCCUGUCCUUCAUCAUAUAUGGGGCAUAAAGUUAUUUUAUACUUUUUGUUUUGUCAUAUCCAACUUUUUUCAUUGAUUUUUAUCAAUUGCUUUUCCAAGUAAAAAGUUAUUAUCCGUCAAAAGAUCAUAUAUAUAUUUACUUACAUUUUCUCUUGUUUAUUAUAAACAUUUUUUUCUAGUUCCAUCUGGUAUCAUGAGAUGAGAGGCUCAAACUUUUAUUUUUCUAAACAGUUAACCAGGUUUCCUGAUACCAUUUAUAGGAUAGAUAAUUUACAAUAAGUGACUCUUUUACAAAAGACCCACAACCAAUGAUUUUGCUCACUUUUUAAAAUUUUAUUUUUGAGACAGGGUCUUGCUCUGUCAUCCAGGCUGGAUCACAGUUCACUGCAGCCUCGAUCUUCUGGGCUCAAGCGAGCCUCCUGUCUUAGCCUCCUGAGUAGCUGGGACCACAGGUGUGUUCCACCAUGCCCAGCUAAUUUUUUUUUUUUUUUUUUUUGUAGAGAUGAGGUAUUGCGAUGUUGCCCAGGCUUGAGAGCCCAGGCUGGUCUCAAACUCCUGGGCUCAAGCUCCCCUCCCACCUUCACCUCCCAGAGAUGUGAGCGGCAAUGGCAGGCCUUGCUCAGUUUUUAACACAGUACUUUAGGUACCAGCUGUAUCUGAAGCAGUUCAUUUGUGGUUUGGUUUACUUGCGCUCCUAUUCUUACCAAAAGAUAGCCUUACUCUCAUUUCAGGCCAGAGUAGCCCAUGUGGCAAUCCCCAGUCCCUUUUUGGAGGCCACAUUGUAGUCCGAAGUAACUGGAAUGCAAAGCCUCUGUGUGCCCUUGGACCCAGCUAAAUCAUUCCACAGUUGGAUUGACCAGUUUCCUGAGCUUUCAUCAAGAUUUCUGGAGUUCAGUUGUCCUGCAGUCACUAUACAAAGUCGGUUUUGUCACAUUCUUUCUUAUUUCUUAAUAUGUCCAGGAAGGAACAGAAUAUGAAGCCUUUGUAGGGUAGUGGCUACAGUGUGGGCUUUAGAGGCCACCCUGAGUGCAAGUUCUGGCUUUGUCACUUGUUGGCUGUGGAACUUCAAGCAAGUUACUUACCUCUCUAAGCCUCAACUUCUUAUCUUGAGGUUUAACAGUGAACCUGCCUUAGAAGGUUAUUUUGCAGUGCCUGGCACAUAAUAAAUGUCCAGUAGGUGUUAACUACUAUUGUUGAUGGUGCUGGUUAUAUGCUAAUGGUGGGUUUCUUCUGGGAGAAACUUAUUGUAUUUAAGUAUAAGCAUUAAAUACAAACCAAGAACAGCCAAGCUUCUAAUUAGCAAACUUUGUGUUUUAAGCCCAUACUCAAAAUAGGCACUCAGUUGCUGAUAAUAAUUUACUCCAAACAAUAAAAUUACUUUCUUAAGAUCUAAUUGUUUUGGAUAGAAAAAAAGAGGAAAAAAGAAUAAAGCAGGCUGAGGGUGUGACAAGCUGGGAAUAAAAGUAUGGUGGGGUUUUAAGAUCUGAAAAAGAAAUUUUUUUAACACCUUAAGGAAAGAGUUGCAAUAUACUUUUGUUUCUUUUUUUAUGCACAGUAAGUGUUCUAGGAUGUAGGUAACACAUGCGCUGGUGGGGAAGUACCAUAGAGGAAACAGGAAGGACGCCCCAUGCAGAAAAUGGAAGAGUCAGAAGAUGCGCCCAGCCCCUCUGUGUGCAGGGCAGGGUUGGAUGAGACGUGCAGCCUGGCCAGGCCCUGCGUCUUUGUUUCUCCAGAUUUUAAUUCAGGCCUGAAGCCCACCCCAUGGAGUCUACAUGGCAAAGGGAGUCUGCAGAAGGCAUGUGGCACUUUGUAUUUGAAUUUGGGAUUCAGCGAGCUGCUGAUUUGAUAAUGGAAGUGAAUACCAAGCAGUCGCUGUCCGUGUUCAUGAAAUAAGGGAUAUCAGCUAUAGUUCUAAGGAUAUGACACUAUUUUGCCAUUAUCUAUUGGUAUUUUUUUAAAUGUUAUGGUAAAACAAUUUCCAAAACCUAUAAGCUACUAGGCAUCUGUUUUAAAAUAGCACUGCUAUACUCAUUCACAAAAAGCUGUGUGUUUCUCGUGGUGUAGCACUUUAAAGAAGUUUAAUAGGGUUUGUUUUUUUAAAUCAGCAUUUCUCUUCGGAGAUGGCUAAUGAGCAUUCCAAAAUUUAAAGUCCUAAAUGAAAUUAUAACACUGGAUACUGCUAACAAAAUGUGCAACACUCAAAAGGAAGACUAAAAGGAGAAAUCUCUGUGAAGCGCCCUUCGUGGGAUAGCAGGGUUGAGAAAAUUUGAUUACAGAACCUGAGCUUCUGCAGCAAAGGCCUGACACUGGACUGGUGACUGUCUGGGGUGUCCACCCAGCUCCCAGUGAUUCCCCCUUUGCUAGCAACUGCUCCUCCCUCCAAUCCAGAACCGUGGGCCCUGGCAGCCAUUUUGUGCAAUGGGGCAUCCUUUUACCCUCGAGUCUCAGCUGAUUGGGCCCAGACAGAUGCUUGACCCAUGAAGGAAUUUACAGUUGGUGAUGAUAGAGGUCGUCUUUCGUUCCACAGGUACUUUCCACAUUGUCUGUUUACCUUGAGCAGCAGCAAGGCAAAGAAUGGCAGUGUGCAGAGAGCAGAAGCAAGCUUCCCUCCAGAGGGAAGCAGAGAAGGGAGAGUCCAGAGGGCAUUCGAGUCCCCAUUUCUGUGCCUCACCUUGGUCUGCUACCUUCUGAAACAAGUUCCCUGCCUGUCAAGCCAGCAGGAGUGGCUUUCCACCACUUGCCCCCAGGAGUCCAGCAGAGGCACCCUGGGAGCACGGAGGUAUUCUGAUUCUGUCCCCUGACAGCCUCUUCAUUACCCUAAGUGUCCACCUCAAUCAAUGAGUUACUCUCCUAACCCACUUCACUGGCAGAAGCAGCUGGCAUGGCAGAGGGACCUCAGGUAAUGAGCAUAGCAUGCCCCAGGGCCUCACAGGGAGAAAGCCACUGCAGGCACCAGAUGGCAAGAAGUCCAUAGAAUAUUCUGGGAAGAAGCAAAGCUCUUUGUUUUCCAUAAACACUGUUGGUUAAAGGGAGCUUCAAGCAACUGCACAGGAAAAGACUGGGAUUCAGAGCCGAAGAGAUGCACACAGUCCUCCUGGCUUAAGUGGCAUGAGACACUCCUGCCUGCCUGCAGACUUGCAGAGAAAGAACCCAGAGGUGACGGGGAGCAUUCCAAUUGCCAAGUCAGGUAAGGCUCUCCAACCAUUCCUGGUGAGGAAGCCUUAGAUACCAAGAGCUUCAUCCUCCAUAUGUCACAUCUAGGUAGUUGUAUCUGAUGGCAUCUGGAUUAACUGGGUAAAAAUAAAAGCAAAGUUUUCUUGAGGACAAGGAUCACAGGCUCUAGCACCAUGCCAAGUCUUUUGCAUGCCUGGCAUCACUAAACCUUUCCCACACCUAUGAUGUGUGCAGUGUUCCUGGCUGCCUUUUAUUUUUGAGGCCAUGGAUAAAGAAGCUCGCUUAGGGAGCCACAGCCUAUAAGUGACAGAGACAGCAUCCCCCUCAGCAGUCAAAAUCCAGGACCGUAUUCUUACCAAAUUUCUAUAUUGCUUCCAGCAUAUUGAUUUAAUCACUUGUGAGCCUCUUUUUUCUUUUCAAAAAAACCCAACUUGAAGGUUUCUUUAUGAAUUUGCUGGGGCUGCAUAAUAAACACCACAGACUGUGGCUUAAACAGCAGAGAUUUAUUUCCUUACAGUCCUAGAGGCUGGAAGUCCAAGAUCAAGGUGUGGGCAGAGUUAAUUUCUCCUGAGGCCUCCCUCAUUGGCUGGUAGAUGGCAUCUUCUCACUGUAUCCUCACAUGAUCCCCACUCUGUAUGCGUCUGUGUCCUCCCCUUCUUCUAAGGACACCAGUCAGAUUGGAUUAGGCCACCCUAAUGACCUCUUAUCUCUUUAGAGACCCUGUCUGUCUUCCAAUAUAGCCAUGUUCAAGGUACUGGGGACUUUGAACAAGGUACAAGGUAUUAGGACUGCAACAUUUUGGGGGGAUGCAGUUCAGCCAUGACAAAUCCCUCCAGGGAUUUUUGUGGAUAGCUCUAAAUUUCAGUCCAUCUGAUGUCCAGGGUGGGUGACAAAAGCCAGGAGAGCCCUUUCGGAACAAUGACUUCUGCCUUAUACUGCGAGAUGGUGCCAUCCCGUCACUCUCUGAUUCUGCAUUCUAAUACAGUACUUUAAAGCAAUGAUAUGCUUUGCUCUCUUAAGUUACAAUGAAAGGAGCUACUACAGGCAUUGGAGGUUUGCAGAGAGAAUACAUAAGCUGUUAAGGGAGACUUAAAACCAUCCUGGGCUGGGCAUGGUAGAUCACACCUGUAAUCCCACCACCUUGGGAGGCCAAGGCAGGCAGAUCACCUGAGGUCAAGAGUUCGAGACCAACCUGGCCACCAUGGUGAAACCCCAUCUCUACUAAAAAUACAAAAAUUAGCCAAGCGUGGUGGCACAUGACUGUAGUCCCAGUUACUUGGGGGGCUGAGGCAAGAGAAUCACUUGAACCUGGGAGGCAGAGGCUGCAGUGAGCUAAGAUCACGCCACUGCCCUCCAGCAUGGGUGACAGAGUGAGACUCUGUCUCAAAAAAAAAAAAAAACCAUAUCUCAUUCUUCUGAGAGCAGGCUUCACUGAAAACUGAGGACUCUCUGGAGAGGGUGCCUGGCUAGCAUUCCAGGAAGCCUGUUCCCAUACCCCCUGCUCUGGCUAAACCAGUAUGGGCUCUGGGUUCUCGAUGGGGCCUCCCUCACUUGAACCUCCUGCUUCUGGUGACUGUGGAUGUCCAGUCUCCUCAGGAGAAAGAAUCUGAUCAGUCCAUAGAGUCACCACCAGGACAGGGACCUCCACUGGGCAGAGCUCAGGCCAAUCACAGCUGAAUCACCAGCACCCAGCCCUGGUGAUGAGGUCCAAGCUCAGCCUUAUACAGGGGUCUUGGAGGUGGCAGGCACUCUAAGACUGCCCGUAACAGCACUCAUAACUGACAGGCAACUUUUAUAGCCUGUCAACUACAAGAUAAAAUCUUUAUCUUAAAGAUACUUCUCUAAAAUGCAUGUACAGUGAAAUUGAUCGAUAUAGUAGAAAGAGACCUGUGUUCUAACCCCAGCUUCUCUCUCAUCUGGACAAGUUACUUAGCCUCUCUGAACCACUGAUGUAAUAACCCUACCUUAAAAGCAGUCUUAUAAGUCUAAAAUGAGUUGAAGUGCCUAAAUGUACAUCCACAUAUUUCAAAGCAAGGUACUGGAUUUUUCAUUUUGACGUGCUUCUUCAGCCUUUCUUCAGUGGCCAGCCUAUUCCCAGUGCCAGUGCCCAGUCACUCUGCCUUUGCAUUUCGGGUCCCAUCGUGGGAGUUACCGUUAACCAGAAGCCAUAUUGUUCUCACUGAUUAUUUGAAAUUUGCAUAUGAAAUGUUAGCAUGUUUACACCCUGUACUUAAAGAACUCCUAAAGAUAGGCACUCAUCUGGGAAUUAUGACAGAUAUCUUCAGAAUACCUUUAGGGAUUUUCAAGAAUAAGAAGUAGAUUUCUCUUGCUUAAGUAGAGGGGUGUGUUUCUCAUGGGGUCCUUUGCAAAACGCCCUGUGGGAAACUCUGGUGCCUAGGAAAGGCCAGAUUCUGUUGUAAACUGGGGAAUCAGACCUACCUUUCUGUUUUCUUCAAUCCACAAUUGUUCUUUAUUUGCAAAUGAGUCAGCUAGGAACAGUGCCAAAUGAGGCUCUAGAAGUGUAAGCCCUUGGAAAGGUGUUGUACUGUACUUACAAUCCUUCAUUGAUGAGCAGUGGCUAGCUACCACUGAAGAUGGGGUCAGUGCCUCUGAGCUGGGGUUCAUGUUGCUGCCCAUCAGGUCCUGGUGUGGGCUGGAACCCAGAGGUCUUUGACGUGCUAUAUUCCAAGCAUUAGUGCCCCAAGUGGGUCCCCUGCUUUUCCUCAGUUGUCUCUUUAGCAAAUUCUCAGCUCAUCUGGUGGGUUUUGGAAUAACGUUUUUUUAACUCAGUAUCCAUUUUGCCGCAUCUGUUCCAUUAUUGCACUGAGUUUUUAAAGGUUGUAUCUCCAAGAUAAUGUUUAAGUUUUGGGAAAGUGUGUGUCUUUCAAGUCCCUUUUUCCUUUAAUCAUUUGAGGACUCUUUUGUCAGGUGUGUGUGUGUGUGUGUAUACCUGAGAAAAUAUGCACAUGCACUCCUGGAUGCACACGUGUACACAUUUACUUGCACAUGCCAUUGAGUACCCGUUCGGUAUGAGGUACCAUAUUAUGUACUGGUGCUGUGGGAGGACCAUGGCUCAGAGCAUCUAACUUACAGGUCUAAGGUCUCAUAGCCAUUAAGCCAUCAUGGCAGGACUAAGGGAGAUGCAGCAGAUCUGCAUUGGCUUCAUAUCAUGGCGAACAACCAAGCUAAAUCUGCGAGUUGGCUGUGCUUACCCCUGGCUUCCUCUGAGUUGGAGCAUCUGAGUGUUACUCCUUCUAGGCCAGUAUAACAGACCAGAGGCCUGGCUUUCUCACAUAGUUACUGAUGAAGAAAAAGAAACAUUUUAUCUGGGGAAUGUGAGCAACCUCUAAAUUAUCAGGCCCAGAGAGGCAUGGGAAUGAGACAGCCGCCACAUCCUACUGCCCUCUUGAGCUAAUUAAUCAUCUCUUGAAGCUACCUACUAUGUGGCCACAGGUAGCCUAAAAUUAACCUAACAAUGCUGCACACCAGAUACCUGACCCGUACCAGAUAGUUCAAUCACAUAUAGCCAAUCACUAAUCAAUGCUAUUUCUGCAAACCAGUGAGAAUUCCUGACAAAUACCUUUACAUCACCCCACUCCUUGUCACUGUUCUUGUGUUUAAAAUCCUGCUUGUAGCAAAGGUCAAAUGGAAUUCAUAUCCAAGGUUACUUGGAUGUGAAUAUUCUAGGAAGCUGUUCUUAUCUUGGCCUCAGUAAACCCUCGUCCUAUUGAUUUUGCCUCAGUUUCUCCCUUUAGGUUGACAUGGCUAUGCUAAUGGCAAAGGUUUCAUGACAAAGCCCCCCAUGCCCUGCUCCCAGUGCAGGCUGGAGAAGAGGCCAGUUUGUCCUCCUGUGGGGAAGAGGAAUACUGUGAGAAUAGCAAAGAGCUCUUCCACAAUAUUGUCUUUAUUUUCAAAACACUCUUCACUUCCCUGGGUGUGCUUGCUCAAAGGGGUAUGCCAUAACAGGGCACCAAGAGGCAAGGGCACCAGUUGAUCCAGUUUGCCAGGUAUUUCCGGUGAAGCUCCACCCUACACUGCACUGUCCAUUUCACAGGUCCACAGUUUUUGGGGUGUUUUUUUUUUUUUUUUUUUGAGACAUAGUCUCAGGCUGGAGUUCAGUGGCACAAUCUUGGGUCACCGCAACCUCCACCUCCUGGGUUCAAUUGAUUCUCCUGCCUCAGCCUGCCAUGUAGCAGGCAUUACAGGUGCCCACCACUAUGUCCAGCUAAUUUUUGUAUUUUUAGUAGAGAUGGGGUUUUGCCAUGUUGGCCCAGCUGGUCUCAAACUCCUGACCUCAGGUGAUCCACCUGCUUCAGCCUCCCAAAGUGCUGGGAUUACAGGGGUGAGCCACCGUGCCUGGCCUCACAUGUCCACAGUUCUAAAGGAAAGCACCCAGGCGGCAUUCACUGGAUGCCAAGGGCAGGUCAUGAAACUCAGGAUUGACAUCAGCCCUGUGAGCUAAUAUAGAAGAUCUUUGCAUACCCCAAAUGGGUAUUGAUAAGUUACCAUACCAAGAGCAGGAUAUUGAAGAUAACCACGUAUCAAAGAUCUCAUACACAGAGGUCUCUGGGCAAACACCUCUAAGAUGCUUCUCAAGGCUACUUUAGAAAAGCGUUUGUGGUGCCCCUGUCCUCCAAGGUUGUUGUCCUUCAUCGUCACCAUACCUACACAUAGGUCCAUAGGAAAACUGCUAUUUGACACUUACUCCUUUUGUGUCCCUCUCACUAGACUGUUAACUCCUUGAGGGUAGGAAAUCUGUUGCUGUUAUCCAUGGUACUUCCCAUAAUGAUUGCACAAUUAGAAUAUUCGCUGAAUGAAUAAGAUCUCCUUAGCCAAGGAUUCAUACUGAUAUUACAUAGUGCAUACACACAUAUAUGUAUGUGUAUAUUUGUGUCUGUUUGUAUUAUAACACAUGCAUAUGUGUAUAUGUAUACACAUACAUAAUACAUAUUUUAGGCACCUGAAGCUUAUCGUUUGGGGAGGAAUGGGUUUAUUCCUCUAGAGCACUAUAAAUGCAGAAUGAUGGACUUAACGCUUGAGCCACAUUGAUCCAGGACGAUCCAUGGGAAGUGCUCUUCUGAGUACUGUAAAUCCCCGAUAUGACUUUUUUGUUAAGUUUCUUGUCUGUUGUUUAAGCUUUCUGAUUGCUUGGAUUAAGGACUGAUGAUAACUUACGCCAAGGUAAAAAUGUUACUAAAAAAAAUUGUAAUUUUAAAACCUUUUGGAAUGUCUUGAGUUAUUCUUUCUCCAUCUAAAGCAGCAAUUGAGACUUGGCAUCAGAGGAUACCCUGUCUUCCCCAUUGCAUGAGGAAUCCAACCAUCUCAGGAAGAAGAGUGGAAGAUGAUUUUUUAAAUGUCAAAAAAGGCCGGGUGCGGUGGCUCACCCCUAUAAUCCCAGCACUUUGGGAGGCCGAGGCAGGUGGAUCACAAGGUCAAGAGAUCAACACCAUCCUGGUCAACAAGGUGAAACCCCAUCUCUUCUAAAAAUACAAAAAUUAGCUGGGCAUGGUGGUGCACGCCUGUAGUCCCAGCUACUCGGGAGGCUGAGGCAGGAGAAUUGCGUGAACCCAGAAGGCGGAGGUUGCAGUGAGCCGAGAUCGUGCCAUUGCACUCCAGUCUGGGUAACAACAGCGAAACUCCGUCUCAAAAAAAUAAAAAAAUUAAAAAAAUAAAUGUCAAAAACAAAUUGAACUUCCUCCUGUGCAUCUCAACUCAGCUUCUGUUGCAGACCUUAGAUGCCUGCUUUCCAUUAUUCCAUAAGAGAAUAAUUUAUACAGCUGUAAACAGCUUAAAAGAAGGACACACUUGAAAUGCCUUGUGUGGUUUAGGUGCUCACUAUUUUAAGAGUACAGUUCCCUUUAGGGCAGGCACAGAAAGACAAGACCUGUGAGUAAACUCACUGGACUCAUCAAACCCCCACAGACCCUUUGAUGUUUUCGAAGAGCCCACUGGGUCCUGAUCCCCCAGCCCCUGGAGCCUCGAUGAAGUGUGUUCACGCUCACUGUGGUAGGGUCUGGCCCUGCAAUGCAGGACAUCUGGACACGAACACGGCCUCUUCCCAGAGAGAUGAGAUGGAAGAGAAUGACAUUAAGGGUUCAGAGCAUGAGCUUCAGGAAAAAACUGGAUUAGUAAUUUAAAGAAAUAUGUACCUGAGAUUACUUGAAUAAAUAGCUUCAUUCUAAAAACUCUUCUAACUCCCUUAGCAUCUAUCUUCACAUGCACAAAUUUUCUUUUAGAAAGAGGGAGUAAAUGUACGUGGGUGAGACAAAGAGCUGAAAUAAUAAUCCACCUUUGAUCAAAACUCCUUGUUAUAGUGUUCCCUGUGAAAACAAUUUCUAAUCAAUGAGCGCUGCCACAGCACGCUGAGGAGUAAUUACCUUACAUGUGUUUCACUCUGAGCUGUGAUUAGAAACAAGAUGUGGGCUCAGAAGGGCAGAAGACAAUUAUAAAGAGGAAAAACCUCAAAUAGGAGCCAAAAUGUGCAGGCUGUAGGAUAUUUAAUCAGCACAGAGGCCUGCUCCAGGUAGUGAUGCCGACAUUCGUUCAUUCACUAGGUAAAGAUUUCCUCUCUGUGCUAGAUAGGCGUCGGUGGUGGUAUUAGCAGCCAUGUAAAUGUAACUUAUCACAUGUUGCCCUUAUAUACAAAGAUAGGGCAACUGGCUGGCUCUCACUGAAGCAUGAGCUUGACUUCAGAGGUGCUCUGUGCCAGAGGUGGAUUUGGGUUGCUAAGGCUACACCUUCUGACCAGACUUCCCAGUGGUUGGGAGCCAAUUUCCAAGCACAAACUGCUUGGUCCAUAGUCUACCAGCCUGAGCAGUCAUUGUACCUGGUCUUCAUGAGACACCAAGGCCUGAAAAAGGGAAAAGAAGACUUGGAAUUUCUACCUGGAAAAAAAACUUGAAGAGGGGCUAGAGUCAAGUAUGUGGCAGGCUUAUUGAGAAGUCAAAGGCUACUUGGUCUCUGUAGAGAAGCUAGAAGAGGCCUUUGGCUGGACGGUGCUUGCUGGUGCAUUUACUAUACCAAUGAGAAAAAGAUUCCAAACUCUGACAAAUGUUGGAUGCAGGUGUAAUGAACACGUGUACACACUGACAAACAGACAUGCUCAUUGUGAUGGCCCUGCACCUGUGGGACACGCCCAGGAGCAGGAACAUCUUCAUUUGUCAUUAAGACAGCAGAUUCUGCCACAGCACCAUCACCACCUAGCCAUAGCACGGCCACCCUUGGCAGGUUCCUUCCCAUCUUGGAGAGGUACCAAUCAUGUUUAUUCGUUCAUUCAUUUGUUCAUUUGUUCUUUUCCUCCCUCCCUCCCUCCCUCCCUCCCUCCCUCCCUCCCUCCCUCCCUCCCUCCCUUCCUUCCUUCCUUCCUUCCUUCCUUUCCUCCCUCCCUUCGUCCAUCCUUCUUUCCUUCUUUCUCUCUCUCUUUCUUUUCCUUUUCCUUUUCUUUCCUCUCAGUAUCUCCCUCUGUCACCCAAUCUGGGUGGUACAAUCACAGCUCACUGCAGCCUUGACCUCCCUGGGCUCAGGUCAUCCUCCCAUGUCAGCCUCCCAAAUAGCUGAGACUAUAGGUGCUCACCACCAUGCCUGGCUAAUUUUGGGGGUUUUUUUUGCUUCGCAUUUUGUAGAGAUGGAGUUUCACCCUGUUGUUCAGACUGGUCUUGAACUCCUGAGCUCAAGCAAUCUGUCCACCUUGACCUCCCAAAGUGCUGGGAUUACAGGCGUGAGCCACUGGGCCCAGCCUGUUGUUGCCUUUUAACUCUUGUCUUCAGACAGCUGAAAGAAUGCCAGCAGAUUUAUUCGCAUGACCUUAAAAACAUACUCAGCAUCGUUAGCCCACCUUGGCCUCCUAGCAUGCUGGAAUUACAGGCAUGAGCCACCUCAAAAACAUUCUUGUUAGAUGAUAUGCCCCAGAGGAAAGCACGGACAUUCUGAAGUUUGACCUGCCUGUUCUAAACUAUCAUGGGCUGCUUACUUAUUUUGCCAUGUUCCUAAGGCUCAGCCUGCACUCCUACCCCUAGUAGGUAAUGAUCCAAUUUUUAAAAUUCUUACCCUCUGCAAAAUGAUUGAGAGAAACUAGAAUGAGUGGCAGGCUUAGUAGAGCAGUGGUUCUCUGGAUAUGUUUACAAAUGGGAAUAGCUGCUCACUCCGGAUCUUUGAAGACUCACCUAAACAUAACCUGGAAAAGAGACUGAGCAAACUCCCAGAGCCGAAUCAGCCCUUAUGAUUCUGAAGAAGUGAUACUCAGGAACAGAACAGUACCUCAUGAAACAGCUUUGUGUGAAAGGCCAGCUAACCAACUUGAAUGAGAAUAUUCUCCCCACUUUCAAGAAUGCUCAAGUUUUUCUGAGCAAAAAACAAAAAAACACUUCUCCUGCAAAGCUCCUACCCAUCAGUACAUAUUAGCCACCUUGGAAAUAAUAGACAAAAUGUCAGUCAUUCCUCCUCUGGUAUAAAAUUAGGCACUGGACAAGAGUGCAUUUACCUGCUUGCAGGCAGAAUUAAAACAGCCAUAAUGUGCUUUAAGUGUCUAAGGAAAAAUUUGGCCAAGGCUCUGGGCCAGUGUGUCUGUUGUUAUUUUAGAUUUAUUCAAUUAGAGUCACAAGCAAAGUAAAUUGAGCUGUGUUGUUGAUUUGAAUAUUACCUUGGAAGAGAGUGUAAAGAGAUUAACAAACCCUAAGGGAUGGGGGACAAGUGCCAAGCUCCUCCUCUGUCCCCACACGCAGUCAGGCCAGGUUUUACAGAUUCAUUUAGGAAUGACGAAAAUACAUGCAGAAGAGCAGAUGUGCCUUUUGUUUAGGGCCACAUAGCCAUUUUCUUGCUUCUCCAUCCUCUGAAACUUCCUGUAUGUGUGUGAACUGCUGCAGAAAUGAAGCUGGUGCAUGUGAAGGCUGUCGUUUAAGAAGGUGGCCUGUCCUGAGAACUGGGGGGUUGGAUCCAGUCGAAUCCUGCCUUUGUCUUGGCAAAUGUAUUGUCUGGCACAGCCGGCUGCAUUCAGUUGACCUGGUGCUUUGACAAAUUGGCACGGGUGAAAUAUUAAAAUUAAUUGCAUAGGCCUCGUAUGUUUCUAGACGCUAUAGGAUAAAUAAGCUGUGCAUUUCAACAAAGAACCUUUUCAGCGUUACCAUUUUUAGUGCCAUGUGGCAAUUGGUUGUCUCACACUCCCUUCAAAGAGUGAGGCAUUUUUACAUGAUUUUACUUAGUUUAACGGAGGUAGGGACUAGAGUGAUGCCAGGAAGCCAUCCUGUUUUUAGGACUGAAGGGGCAUUUUUCAAUGUAAGUCUCCUAUGAUUUGGUGGAUUACAAUAAGGAUGAGUUUUCUUAGAAUAAGAAGCUAGAACUAAGACGACAGAGAGGGAACAGCAGGGAGAUGCAAGGUAAAAAUGGCGAGGUUUGCUUGGGGUCACCGUGUGUCCUUAAUUAAGACUUUAAUGACAUUCUUACUCCUGUGGCCUCUCAGAGUGUGUCUAAUGUUGCCCUCACAUCCAGGCUAUAAUAUUCUAUCGAGAAUUAGAUUAGAGAAGAAUAUGUGCAGGCUGUAGUGGUUCUGACUGACCACUGUGGUGUGACCUUGGACAGGUCACUCAGCCUCUUUGAACCUGCUUCCCACCUGUGCAGCGAGGGCAGUGGGAUCACACAGUUUCAUGGUCCACUCCAGCAUUACCAGUCUGUGGUCUGUGUGCCACAGCCUUGGAUUUCACAGCCCCUCGACUUUUGAAAAGAGGAGAGGUUUUUAAAAGAAUGCCUAGUAGGGUGUGUAUUAUGAAUCUGUUUACUAUAACUGUAGUUGGACCUUGGUAUCCAUGGGGGAUUGGUUUCGGGACCCCCAGCAGAUACCAAAAUCCAGGGAUGCUCAAGUCCCUGAUAUAAAAUGGCAUAGUAUUGGCAUAAAACCCACACAUAUCCUCCUGUAUACUUUAAAUCAUCUCUGGAUUAUUUAUAAUACCUAAUACAAUGGAAAUUCUAUGUAAAUAGCUAUUAUACUGUAUUAUUUAGGGAAUAAUGGCAAGAAAAAAGACUGUACAUGUUUAGUGUGGACCAAACCAUCCUUUUUUUAUUUUCCAAAUAUUUUUGAUCCAUAGUUGGUUGAAUCCAUGAAUAUGGAACCCAUGGAUAUGGAGGACUAACUAUAUUUUGUUUUUCCUAGCUCCUUGUAAAGAGUUUCAUCAGAGAGUGUCUAGUGAGGUGGGAUGAACCCCUCCACGUCCCCUUUGCUGAUUAUCAGCUAUGACAAGCUCCUAGUUUAGAACUUAGGAACAGAAGAAUGAAAACAAUGGCCCAAAUGCGUUUUUGGUUUUGUUGAUUUGUUGUGUUCCUCACCAACGGUCAAGGUAGAAUUGUCUGCUGUUACUUACUACUCUUGUCAGGAAGGGACUUCACCUUCAUCCCAUCUCAUAUAAUGAGUCUGACUCUAGGCCUAUCUGCCUUUUCCUGCCUCCUCCCACUUUCCCACCUCUCUUCCUGGAGGAACUAAUGUCUCAUUCCUCUCUGUCCCCUUGGUGUAGUUUGGUACAUAGCAGAUAAUCAAAAUAUAUUUGUUGAAUGCAUUGGUCCAAAGUUUAGGGCUGAGAAGAUGAGAAGGAAAACAUAGAACCAAAACUAGAAUUUAAUGUCAUCAACCAUGUCCUCAAAACAAAAUAGAAACUAACAUUAUGAGCUAGGAAAGGUAGAGCAUGUUCACGUUUACCAGCCUGAGCCUGGAAGGCAUGUUUCCUGCCUACGUAUUGACUAGAGUUAGCUAAAAAGCUUUGGUAAUUGAUUGAUCACUUAUGAUUUCUGUAUCAAAAUGGAAAAUAUAUGACUUAUUCUAUCAGACUCACCCAAAUCACUGCCUUCUUUGUUCAAAAGGUAAGAGAAGCUUAUCUUUUGUAUGUCAAGCAUCACACCUUGAAAUUAACAGAGCAAAACAGGUCCAAAAUAAAACCUGGUGAUGGGGAAAGGACUGACAAAUGCAGGUGAAAUGCUAACAUGUGCUUUAACUUCCACAGAAUCAUCAGUGCAUGACACCACACACCCAGUGACCCAAACCACUUUCUAAAUCCUCCUCCUUCUUUCAUCUCCUGUAAUUAGCACGUAACCCAAUGGUUAAGAAUGUAGAAUCUGAAGCCAUACUGCCAUGGUUUGAAUCACACCUCUGUAUUCACUCACCAUUAUUUUAAUUUAUUUGUGCCUCACUUUCCCGAUCUGUAGAAUGGAGGUAAUAAUAUUGUCUACUACAUUCCGGUUAUCAUGAAAAUUAAAUAAAUUAAAUACAUGAAGCACCAGGCACACUGCCUCUGCCUCUGCCUCAAUGACAGUUAUGUUUCUUAUUGUAAACAAAUACACUUUUGAAUAUACUUUUGUUUGGUUUGUACGUAGUCUGCAAGACCUAAGAUAAUUCCAGAGAAUCUCCCUUCAGUGAAGUCACAUACUCCAAAUGGGAGUAAAUUCUUCAUGUUGAACACAAUAACCUCAUGGCCUUUAGCAGCCAGCCAGCCUCCUUUGCCAAUUUGCCAACAUCGACGCCUCUUCAAACUUUAGAAAAAGGGCUGGCUUCUUGCAUGGAGCCCUCACUCCCUGCUGUCACUUGCUGGCAAGAACACAGGGUCCCCAGGUGGGUGCUUAUGCCUGUAAUCCCAGCACUUUGGGAUGCUGAAGCGGGUGGAUCACAAAGUCAGCAGUUUGAGACCAGCCUGACCAACACGGUGAAACCCCCUCUUCACUGAAAUUACAAAAAUUAGCUGAGUGUGGUGGCAGGUGCCUGUAAUCCCAGCUACUCAGGAGGCUGAGGCAGGAAAAUCGCUUGAACCCGAGAGGCGGAGGUUGUAGUGAGCCGAGACUGCACCACUGUACUCCAGCCUGGGCGACAAAGUGAGACUCGGCCUCAAAAAAAAAAAAAAAAGAAUAUAGGUUCCCCUCAUAUCUCCAUGUCAUCUGUGACCCCAUCAACUCCCCUCGGUCAGCUUGUUUCUGUCCCCAACUAGGGUGCUGUAUGUCAGGGUUUUCUAUGUCCUGAAUGGGACUCAAAGGUGGCCUCCUUCUCCCUGCACUCAGGAUCCAUUCCCUAUAGGACAGAGGGAGGAAACCAGGGUGUUUGGACCCACGGUCACUAGGUGAGUGUCCUUCCUGAGUUCCUAUUUUAUGAGCCUCAGAGCUCCUUCCCUUCCUUUCUGAUGCUUUGUUUUUUCCUUCUUUUAAUCUCUUCUUUUCUCACUCUUUCCAUCUGCCUUUCAUAGGAUUCAAAUCCAAAGGCUGGAUUUUUGGGUUACCCUACUCUCUUUAUUUAAAGUGUUUCAUUCAAUUCCACUAUUAUUUUUAUAGUAAUUUCAAGUUAUAUAAAAAUAUUAUGUAUUAGCAUGUUUAGUGCCUGUCUCCCGUAACUAGCAAACACCCUUUGUGGAGGCAAGGAUUUUGUCUCCAUUGCUCAUGCUCCGUCCCCAGGACUCAGACAAUGCCUGGCACUUAGUAGGCGCUCAGUAAAUAGUUGUUGAAUGAAUAAAUGCAGUAUAAAACAACAUUGUCAUGUAUGUUUAUAAUGUCUGUGGGUCAAUAGUUAAGGUUGGGAUUUAGGAGCUCCUCAUUAUUCUGUAAAAAGUCACCAAAGCACACUGUGCUGUAAUUUGUUAGGGGUUAAUUUUCAAAAUUAUAAUGGUGCUUGGUAGAUCUCCUUGAAUUAAUGAGUCUUGCUGAAUUAUGGCUGAUGUGAAAAGGUAUAUAGUUAGCAUCUGUUUGUUCUGUGCAUAUAUCUCUCUUCCAUGCUGUACAUAUAUUUUAAGGAACAUUUCUUUGGGUGCUGUGUUUUUUUCUAUUUAUGUCUUCACCAUAAAAAUAUAAAUAGAUCAUUUAUCUCCGGUAUCCUUAAAGUAGCUUGCAUCACUUCACUCUUUUAAACUUUUACAUAACCAAAGUUUCUGUCCCCAGUACACAUUGUUUGGAGGAUUUGAGUGGUUGGGAGCAACCCUGGAACCUUGAGGCCAGCUUCUGGUGACCCUCAAUGUUUACAUGCAGGGCCAGGAGCUGAGGGUGCAGGCUGCUGGGGGCUUCACUCCCAGGAACACCAUGCAAGAUACCUGUGUUGUUCGCCCUACCUGGCACCAAAUCAGAUAUUAUGCUUAAUGCUUAAUAUACAAUAUCUCAUUUAAACUGAUGGCAGCUCAACAAAGUGAAUACCGUAGCUAUUACCAUUUUAUAGAUGAGAAAACCCAGGCUUAGAGAACUGAGUGACUUGUCCUCAGUCCAUACAAGUAGAAAAGUGACAAAGCUGGGGUUGAACCCCCUGCCCAUGUGAUUCUAGACUCUGUAUCUUAUCUACUGGGCUGUGUAGUGGAUAAGACUGAUGGAGACCCACAGGCCAAGUGUGGCAGAUGUAGUCUAGGAUUGCUCAUGAGCUGAAACCAGUCACUGUUGGUGGGUGAGGCCUGAAAGUAUCCCUCUCAUUGCCUUUUUCAUGAUAAGACCCCAGACUUUUUCUGAGAAUGGGUUUCUUAGAUUUCCUACUAGUACUUGGAUCAUUGGGAAAGGUGACAGUUGGCAGUCAUAUUAUAGGGCAAGCAAGGGAAAGGGCCCCAGUGCUGGACCCGUUCCCUUUCCUGUUAGGAGCCCUUUCAAACCGAGGUCACAGGACUGAGCCUGGGGUUUUGAAAGAAUUUAUGGAGCAAAAGUGCAGGGGCUUCGGGAGGGGAGCAUGGAAUGCGGUGUGGUACCAGCAAAAGGCUGAGAGAUGUCACAUGAAUCUUCAAUGUCGAAUGGUAGUUAUCCUGGUACUAAUGUCAGACUGGAACACAUUUCUAAUAAACAGUUCCUACUGGAAGAGGCCCCGUGUUUCCCUGGAGAGGGAGUAUGCUGCAAGGGAAAGGGUUGGAGUUUAGGAUGAAGCUGACCUGAUCCUGAGUUCACUUUCUGACUGUAUUUCUUACUGGUUAUACAAGCUUCCACCAAGUAUUUACCCUCUCCUGGUACCUCAGCUACUCUGCCAGUAAGAUGCAGGGUUAAUAGACUUUUAAUUGAAGCUGGUAGAUUGAACAUAGCUUUAACCUCAGUUGCCUCUCAAUACGGUAACAGUAAAGAGUUGGGUGCUUUUCCCUUCGGCAUAGAGUAAUUAGGGACUAAGUGAAGGUGAGAGGAGACAUCAGCAACGUAAUUUUAGAAGCUGAAAAGCAGAUGGAGAAGGGGAGUAGUUAGGUUUCAGUAGACCCAAGAGAGCUGAAAUCCAAGUUGGCAGGGGAACAGUCAAGAGGUAAUCCAACUACAAACCCCUGGAAGAUUCAGGAAUUCGUAGUACCCACUUCCUCUUGAAGUAGGGCUGACACAGGACUGUCUAGUGAAAAUGUGUUUGAGGAGCAGAACCCUCAGUGUUCUCCUCACUUAUGUGUAGCAUGAGGACCACUCUGCCAAUCACCAACAAGUCUUCAUCUUGGUAGAAGUCUGGAGAUUUACUCUCGGGGGAGGAUGAAAGCAAGGUGUUUCCACCAAAAUGAGAAAUAAGCUAAGACAAGAUCCAUGAAAUAAGAGUUGCAACACAAAAGCAAGACAAGAACCAUCCCAAAGCCUCUGCUGUGCCGUGGUCAUCAGAGGGGAUCUGUUCAGACUGCAGCAGAUCUGAAGGCUCCAGGGAUGCUUCAAGAGGAUUAAGUAAUUGCAAACCUAAUAACAACCAUGGCCUCUUAUACUAAUUGAGUGUUCAUUGUGUGUUAGGCACAGUUUUAAGUAUAUCUAUAUUAAUAGUUAAAUCCUGAUAGUAGCCCUA